AGACUUGACAGCUAAAGUGAAUGAGAUAUGCAUGUAGCCGAGCCGCUUGUGACGAUCCAGCAGCUACUCAGCUCGCUAAUUAGCUGGCUCAUUCACACCCGGAAUUUGCUAUCCGCGUAAGUCGUCGACGUUCUGGGUUUGAUUUACCAUCAAUGUCCGCAUAUAUGUAGGUAGUUGACGUUUAAAUGGCGCACAAUGGCCACUACCGCGACGAUAAUUGUGUCGAAGACGACGACGACAAGACGCCCACGAAGGAGCAGCAGCAGGAGCCACCGUCCAACACCGAGGAGACGCCGGGUUACCUCGGGAGUGAGCCCCACAAUGAGGCAGCCACGGCCGCCGGAAGAGCCACAUCCGACCGGCCGACGUCCAACUCGACGACGAGGCGUCGCUGCGACUCGGUGAAGAAAACAAGGCCGCCAUUCCCCUGGUUCGGGAUGGAUAUUGGAGGCACUCUGGUGAAGCUGGUCUACUUCGAGCCCAAAGACAUCACAGCAGAGGAGGAGCAGGAGGAGGUGGCCAAUCUGAAGAGCAUCCGCCGCUACCUGACUUCCAACACUGCCUACGGCGAAACGGGUAUCAGGGACAUGCACCUGGAGCUGCAGGACCUCACGCUGUGUGGCAGGACGGGCAACCUGCACUUCAUCCGCUUCCCCACGCACGAUCUGCCGGCCUUUCUGCAGAUGGUCCGCGACAAGCACUUCUCCAGCCUGCACACCACCCUGUGUGCCACGGGAGGGGGCGCGUACAAGUUUGAGUCUGAUUUCCGCACGAUGGCGGACCUGCAGCUCCACAAGCUGGACGAGCUGGACUGUUUAAUUCGGGGCGUGUUGUACAUCGACUCGGUGAUGUCCAGCGGCCCCUCUGAGUGCUACUACUUUGAAAACCCCACAGACCCAGAUCACUGCGUCCAGAGGCCGUACACACUGGAGAACCCCUAUCCUCUGCUGCUGGUCAACAUAGGGUCAGGGGUCAGCAUCCUGGCCGUCUACUCCGAGAACAACUACAGACGAGUCACUGGGACCAGCCUCGGUGGUGGGACGUUCCUGGGCUUGUGCUGCCUGCUGACCGGCUGCGCUACUUUCGAGGAAGCCUUGCAAAUGGCCUCUCAGGGCGAGAGCACCCGUGUGGACAAGCUGGUUCGGGACAUCUACGGAGGAGACUAUGAGAGGUUUGGACUACCAGGCUGGGCUGUAGCCUCAAGUUUCGGCAACAUGAUGUCCAAAGAGAAGCGGGAGUCCGUGUCUAAAGAGGACCUGGCCAGAGCGACGCUCGUCACCAUCACCAACAACAUCGGCUCCAUCACCAGGAUGUGUGCUCUCAAUGAGAACAUUGAGAGAGUGGUGUUUGUUGGGAACUUCUUAAGAGUGAACACCCUCUCAAUGAAACUGUUGGCCUACGCCAUGGACUACUGGUCCAAAGGCCAGCUCAAAGCCCUCUUCCUACGCCACGAGGGUUACUUCGGAGCGGUCGGAGCAUUGCUGGAGCUUCUGCAUCCGUCCUAAUCCGUCCACACUGCAUUCAAAGAAGCACACGUCAAUCUGCUGCGAAGACCAUUAGCACUUUAGGCUGUUCAGAGUCAGUCACGAGCCGGUUACUGGUAAAUUCAGGCUUAGGCUGAAAAGAAAAAAAAAAAACUGCCACAGUGUGGAAUAUUCUGUCAUGUCUCUGAAAUCAUAUUUGUUUUUAAAGUUUUCUUGCCUUGGCCAAGUUUGUGUGUUGACUUUACAGAGACGAGCCAGGUUUGGUCCAAAGCAUCUCAAGGAAACUCACCGCGGUUGCCUGUUAUUGACUAAUAAUCUCGUCUUGUGGACCACAGUUAGCCCUCAGUGGGUUAACGGGUCCUGGACCAUAUACAGCAUUAGCGAGUACUGUAGGGUGUAUGUAAUCCUACUGAGAUUACCAGGUGGACAAGAGUUUGACUACUGUAACAAGGUUAUACUGAGCAAGUAUACGUCGCCACACUAGUAAACAAAGCAUCUGAGGCUGCAAUUAAUAAUAAUUCUCAUCCGUUAUAAUUAUUCACUCGAAGGUCCUGCCAUUCAUUUUUGGUGUACUGAGAUGUAAUCAGUAUUAUGUUACUGUGAUAGUAAUCCUUAUACUCCAUCAACACUGCAGAUCAUUUCUGGCCUGUUACUGUUUGUAUUUUUUUACGUGUGAGCAUCGACUCAUUGUCAGUCAGUGCGCGUCGCUCAAACCCUAGUCUCCAUUUUCCCCCGCUCUACCCGCUCUCACUGUGUUUGAAUGUGCUCCGACCGCAUUAAGUGCCAUCACAAAACAUGCAGUGGUGAGUGGAAGUGGCUGCUAAAAUACCUAUGCAGCGCGUCUGCAUUCGUCAGUCAUACUAAAAUACGAAAAAAGUAUAUUUUAGUAUUGUCAUGAAGAUGUAAGGAUCAAAUUAUGAGACAAAAUGUGAGUUUAGAUUGUGUAUCUGGUCUUCAAGUCUUAAUCCUAAUUUGUGUAUCCUUCAUAUCUCUUCUGACAAGAAACACUGAGCCAUAAAAGAGAAGGUAAAGGUCUUGUGACUAAUUUCCUCCUUCCAAUAAAUGUUCAUUUCAUUUCAUUACAUUUUAAUAAAAGGUCAUAUAUUACUUUCAAAUGUGGUACGUUUUUCUCAAAAUUGGAAUGAAAUGCUUUUUUUUUGUUAAUGUUUACCAUGUACACCAAGUUGUUGUUUUAUUUUAAAUUAUUAAUCACAUUUUUGAGUGCACAAAAACACACCACUGCCACAUUGUAUAAUGGUAUUUAUGUUUUCUACUCUGUUGUGUCAGCUGUGAGUAUCACUACCCAAAGCAUCUACUCACCCCGCCAAACUUGCAAUAAAGAAUUUUUGCAAGUUGGAGAGCCCAGAUUAAACCAUUAAUCUUCAUCUCUAUAUUCAUUCUGCUCUUAAAUACUGCCAUGGUCACUCUAUCUCCCCUGAAUUUUUCACAUUUUGCUUUCACCUGUUCCAUUAGUCAUCAGUCUGUCCAUGGAUUACAGGGACCACAAGGAAACUACCAAAUAAUAUUUGACAUGUUUAUCCAUCAGUCAGUGACUAUAAAUGAUGCAUCUGCAAGUUGUAAACAGGCAGAGGUUUAUUUAUUAUAAAUAAAGUGCCUGACAUGUUUUUAUUAUGGACUACAGCAAUGUGGCGUAGUACGUGACACUUUGGUUUGUCAUGUUUCAAAGUUUACCUUUGCUUGUUUUCUCCUUUGUAUUAUUUGUGAUUUUAAAAUGACCAUUGAAGGUUCUAUUAAAAUAUGAUCUUUUCA
Molecule: messenger RNA, 3254 nt
Organism: Solea senegalensis (Senegalese sole)
Lineage: Eukaryota; Metazoa; Chordata; Actinopteri; Pleuronectiformes; Soleidae
Gene: pank2
Product: pantothenate kinase 2
Exons: 7
Coding region: 186-1505 (439 amino acids)
Biological process (GO): coenzyme A biosynthetic process
Cellular component (GO): nucleus; cytosol
Molecular function (GO): pantothenate kinase activity; ATP binding
Source: RefSeq, a predicted model, not a curated record